AUGGGCACAUAAAAUUUCAAGACCCAACAUGGUGAGAGAAAUGGAAAGUCAGAUUAUAGCAUGUUCUUGAGGCAGGGAGUUCAGAAGAAUUUUUUAAAAACCCUACAAGUUUCAUAUUGAGUGCUGAAUCUUGCAGGGAUUUAACUCACCCAUAGAUGAGGCUUCCUUUGUACCAUCCUACUUAGAAUAGGUUGGUAGAGUAUCACAUGAAGGAUGGUGUGAUGCCCAUUGGAAUUCUGAGAUAAGAAUCCCUCAGUGUCGUAGUUUCAUGAUAAUGUCAAAGGAUGUGUCUGCAAGUCCCAUGUGAAUGGUCUUCUUUUGCUGAGAGAGAGAGAUGUCUGGACUGUUUAGAAAAUGUACCACCUGAUAAUAAAGAUGUCAGAUUGGGGGAACAGUUCUUGGGAAGAUUGAAUUUGAGGGCCAGCCUGUGGAAUUUUUGGAUCCAAACAAGAAAAAUUUAAUUGCUGAAGUUUCAACCAAGGAAGUCAAGGUAUACGGCAAAGGAAAUCCAAUCAAAAUCAUAGCUGUGGACAGUGGACUGAAGCACAAUGCUAUCCGUUUGUUAGUAAAGAGAGGUGCUGAGGUGCAUCUGGUUCCUUGGAAUCAUGAUUUUACCAGGAUGGACUAUGAUGGGCUUUUCAUUUCUGGUGGUCCUGGGGACCCAACCCAAGCACAAGAGCUAAUUGAGAAUGUCAGGAAGGUUCUAGAGAGUGAUCGCCAGGAGCCUUUGUUUGGAAUCGGUCUGGGGAAUCUAAUCACUGGUGUGGCAGCCGGGGCUUCAUCCUUCAAAAUGUCCAUGGCUAACAGAGGGCAGAACCAACCAGUUGUGAACAUGAUAAAUGGACAGGCUUUCAUUACUGCUCAGAAUCAUGGCUAUGCGAUUGACAGCAACUCCCUCCCUCCUGGCUGGAAGCCUCUAUUUGUGAAUGCGAAUGAUCAAACAAAUGAGGGAAUUAUACACGAGACCAAACCGAUUUUUACGGCUCAGUUCUAUCCAGAAGCCAAUCCGGGGCCAACAGACACAGAGUUCUUAUUUGAUUCAUUUAUUUCACUGAUCAAGAAGGGAAAGGGUACCAGCAUUGCUUCGGUGCUGCCCAAGGCCACAGCUGCAACUUCGAGAGUUGAGGUUUCCAAAGUUCUAAUCCUAGGAUCUGGUGGUUUGUCUAUUGGUCAGGCUGGAGAAUUUGAUUAUUCUGGAUCACAGGCUGUCAAGGCCAUGAAGGAGGAAAAUGUGAAAACUGUCCUGAUGAACCCCAACAUUGCCUCAGUUCAGACUAAUGAAGUUGGCCUAAAGCAGGCUGACACGGUUUACUUUCUCCCCAUCACCCCACAUUUUGUUACAGAAGUCAUCAAAGCAGAACGACCAGAUGGCUUAAUUCUUGGUAUGGGUGGGCAGACGGCUCUUAACUGUGGAGUGGAAUUGUUCAAACGUGGUAUUCUGAAGGAGUAUGGAGUGAAGGUCCUGGGAACUUCCGUUGAAUCCAUCAUGGCCACAGAGGACAGGCAGAUGUUUUUAGACAAACUGAAUGAAAUCAAUGAGAAGAUUGCUCCCAGCAUUGCUGUGGACUCGAUAGAAGAUGGUUUGGAAGCAGCAGAAAAAAUUGGCUACCCAGUCAUGAUACGCUCUGCUUAUGCCUUGGGUGGACUAGGAUCAGGUUUAUGUCUUAACAAAGAGCAGCUGCUGGAUCUUGGUACCAAGGCAUUUGCAAUGACCCAUCAAAUUCUCGUGGAGAAAUCAGUAGUAGGAUGGAAAGAGAUUGAGUAUGAAGUUGUGAGAGAUGCAGCUGACAACUGUAUCACUGUCUGCAACAUGGAAAAUGUUGAUGCAAUGGGAGUUCAUACAGGAGAUUCUAUUGUUGUGGCACCCAGCCAAACACUCUCAAAUGAGGAGUUACAGAUGCUACGGGAAUCAACCAUCAAGGUUGUCCGCCACCUAAACAUUGUAGGAGAAUGUAACAUCCAAUAUGCCUUGCAUCCUACCUCUCUGGAGUAUUGCAUCAUUGAAGUUAAUGCUAGGCUCUCUAGAAGCUCUGCCUUAGCAUCAAAGGCCACAGGGUACCCUUUGGCAUUUAUUGCUGCCAAAAUUGCCCUUGGAAUCCCCUUACCAGAAAUUGAGAACGUUGUAUCUGGAAAGACAACUGCUUGUUUUGAACCUAGCCUGGACUAUAUAGUAACCAAAGUACCCCGCUGGGAUCUUGACCGCUUUCAGGGAGCCUCUAACAAGAUUGGUAGCUCUAUGAAGAGCGUUGGUGAGGUCAUGGCUAUUGGGCGCACUUUUGAAGAGAGCUUCCAGAAGGCCUUAAGAAUGUGCCAUCCCUCUGUUGAUGGUUUCACAUCAUGUCUGCCAUUGAACAAAGACUGGCCUGCUAACAUGGAUAUCAGGAAAGAGCUGGCCGAACCCUCCAGCACACGUGUUUAUGCGAUGGCCAAGGCCUUGCAUGACAACAUCUCCGUAGAUGAUAUUCAUAAACUUACCGACAUUGACAAAUGGUUCAUCUAUAAGAUGCGUGAUAUUGUGAAGAUGGAGGAGAACUUGAAAGGACUUAAUAGCCAGUCCAUUCCAGAGGAAAGCCUCAGAAGAGCCAAGCAGAUUGGCUUCUCGGAUAAACAGAUUGGGAAGUGCCUGGGAAUGACUGAAGCACAGAGCAGGGAGCUGAGACUCAAGAAGAACAUAACACCUUGGGUGAAACAGAUUGACACACUGGCAGGAGAAUACCCUGCUAUAACUAAUUACCUCUAUGUCACUUAUAAUGGCCAGGAGCAUGAUGUAAAAUUUGAUGACCAUGGAAUGAUGGUGCUGGGCUGUGGACCGUAUCACAUAGGGAGCAGUGUGGAAUUUGACUGGUGUGCUGUUUCUUGCAUCCGAACACUGCGUCAACUCUGCAAAAAGACAGUUGUAGUAAACUGCAAUCCAGAGACAGUGAGCACUGAUUUUGAUGAGUGUGACAGGUUGUACUUUGACGAACUGUCACUGGAGAGGAUCUUGGACAUCUACCAAGAAGAGGAAUGUGAUGGCUGCAUCAUCUCUGUAGGAGGGCAGAUUCCAAAUAACCUGGCCGUGCCACUUUACAGAAAUGGAGUGAAAAUUAUGGGCACCAACCCGCUACAGAUUGACCGAGCAGAAGACCGUUCUGUCUUCUCAGCUGUUCUCGAUGAACUGCAGGUGGCUCAGGCAUCUUGGAAAGCAGUUAAUUCAUUGGAAGAUGCUGUUGAUUUUGCGAACUUGGCUGGCUACCCGUGCUUGUUGAGACCUUCCUAUGUUUUGAGUGGCUCAGCAAUGAAUGUAGUAUAUACAGAAAAAGAGAUGAAGAAGUUCUUGGCAGAGGCAACAAGAGUUUCCCAGGAACACCCUGUUGUACUCACUAAAUUCAUUAAGGGAGCUCGAGAAGUAGAAAUGGAUGCUGUUGCAAAGGAUGGAAAGGUGAUCUGUCACGCUGUCUCCGAGCAUGUGGAGGAUGCAGGAGUUCACUCUGGAGAUGCCACCUUGAUGUUCCCUGCACAAACGAUUAGCCAAGGAGCCUUGGAGAAGGUGAAAACAGCAACCAGAAAGAUUGCAGAUGCCUUUGCUAUCUCUGGACCAUUCAAUGUUCAAUUUCUUAUCAGGGGAAAUGAUGUCUUGGUGAUAGAGUGCAACCUGCGUGCUUCACGCUCUUUCCCAUUUGUGUCCAAGUCUCUUGGUCUGGAUUUCAUUGAUGUGGCUACGAAAGUGAUGACUGGAGAAAAAAUCCAGGAGUCCACCCUUCCUGCACUGGCAACACCCAUGAUUCCAUCAGACUAUGUGGGCAUCAAGGCUCCAAUGUUCUCCUGGCCCCGUCUAAGAGAUGUUGACCCAGUUCUUCGAUGUGAAAUGGCAUCCACUGGGGAGGUGGCCUGCUUUGGGGGAAACGUUCACUCUGCCUUCCUGAAGGCCAUGCUCUCUACGGGAUUUAAGUUGCCGCAGAAGGGAAUUCUGCUCGGAAUCCAGCAUUCCUUCCGUCCCAAAUUCCUUGAGGAAGCAGAGCAGCUGCACAGUCAUGGCUUUAAGCUGUAUGCUACAGAAGCAACUUCUCACUGGCUAAAUGCCAACGGGAUACCUGCAUCUGCUGUUGCAUGGCCAUCCCAGGAAAGCAGGAACCCUGCACACCUUCCAGUCAGACAGCUCAUGAAAGAUGGGAGCAUAGACUUGGUAAUUAACCUCUCCAAUAACAACACAAGGUUUGUCCAUGACAAUUAUCUGAUCCGCAGGACAGCUGUCGACAGUGGACUCUCUCUCCUUACUAAUUUGCAGGUGGCAAAACUCUUUACUGAGGCUAUCAAGCACUCUGGAAAAUUGGACUAUAAAAGCCUCUUCCAUUACAGGCGAUUCAAUGCCAGCACUGCAACAUAGAACAGCUCACUGGCAUGUCCUCCUACUACUGAAGUGAGAAUUCCAUUCCUGACUGACAUGUCUACCCCAUUCUGUACAUCGUAACUCCAGUGAAUGUCUUUGCAUCAAGUUUUUUAUCGCCAUCUUCUGCUUUAGUGAUAUCACUACACUUUUGUAACCCCUGCAUGUUCCAAAUGACAGAUUGUUGAAAAUUGUGUGUCUUUUUGCAGAAGUCUUCUGUGUGCUUACUUGGAAGUGUCUCAUUGAUUUCAGUAGGACUUACUUCUGAGUACACAUGCAUAGAAUCAGUAGUAGGAUGGAAACCCAAAGAAUUCUGAAAUACUUAAAAUGUGAACAAAUUAAAAAAAAGUACCUGUUCUAA
Messenger RNA from Hemicordylus capensis (graceful crag lizard), 4727 nucleotides. Its product is annotated as carbamoyl-phosphate synthase [ammonia], mitochondrial-like. The record is from RefSeq and is a predicted model, not a curated record. The coding region runs from base 620 to 4366 and encodes 1248 amino acids. The transcript is spliced from 34 exons. Gene Ontology annotation, biological process: L-glutamine metabolic process; L-arginine biosynthetic process. Lineage: Eukaryota; Metazoa; Chordata; Lepidosauria; Squamata; Cordylidae. Gene Ontology annotation, cellular component: carbamoyl-phosphate synthase complex; cytoplasm. Gene Ontology annotation, molecular function: metal ion binding; ATP binding.